AUGUCUGACUACGAUCUUCAGUUCCAAGCGGAUUUGGAAAAGGCGCAGGCUUUGAGUUUAGAAAGUCUAGCUCUAGAACAGUUUCGUAGGCAGAAGCUACUGUCGACUGCAGAUAAUGUGCGCGAUGUGGGGACCAUUAGUGCGCGCAGGCGCGACGAGAACGACGGCCCGCCACCAGCCUUACCUCCGCCACCGAGGAAUCCUCGGGGAAGAUCUUCUAUCUCUGAAGGUCACAGAUCACCUGGAACUAGUCCAACACGGGACCAGAGCAGCGACUUGAUAUCAUUCACGAGCCCCACCUCUAAGCAUGCGCCCAAAGAACCGCACCUCAAACUCAAGGAGUGCAUCGAACAAAUAAACAAGUUGAGUCAACAAACUGAAGAGCUAGUAAUAAACGUCGCACAAACCGAACAGUCGCCUGUCAUAAUGAACAACCAACACUACAAUCAACGUCCGGGCUACAAUUACGCCGCGGCACAGUACCCUUUCAACUAUCAACAACCUUAUACACCUAUGCCGCCGUACCCGACACAGCCUUAUGGCAUGCCCACACCUGUACCCCACUAUGGGUAUUACCCACCACCAAUGAUUCCACCAGAUGUAUCUCAAACUUAUGUCCCGAUCAAUCCCCCUAUUUAUGCACCACCUGUACAGUAUGGUCAAACGCGAAUGGCGUCCCCAUCUCCGUAUCCUCCGUACCAUACACCUCCUGCAUACAAUUAUAAUACGACUAAUAUGAUAUCACGACCUCCGAUUCCUGCCUAUUAUCCUCAAGUUCCACAAUAUUACCCUCAAAUGCCUCCGAGCUCAUCGAACAACACCGUGAGAAACGAGGUGAACCAAGCCGUCGCGACCCCAGAGACGCCAAAGGAAACUCCCGAAGGAAGUUCUAGAAAGUUGUCCGAAGUCAGUAAUACGUCAAACGAGUCCAACGACACAGUAGGUAGCCUGCCAAAGUCGAUGAAUCUGAUUGACUUCGGUCGCAACACCAAUUCGCAAGGUAGCGUAAGAGUCAGUGUGCUAGAAGCGUUUGAUCCACUAUUAACUCAGAAAAAUAAUAUCGAGAAUGCAGCCGCGUCCAGUGAUUGUGGUAGCAGCGUUUACGAAGAGUAUGACCCUCUGGACUUCUUGUACGGCGAGACAGAAAUGCGCGAAGCUGUGUACGCGGCCGUCAUUAAAAAGGACACGUUACCUUCCCCCCCACCUAAGUCUAUACCAAGCGUCCCGGCUGUAGCGCUUAGAUCUACCACUAAUAAAUUAUAUGAUUGUAUAGUAAAAUCGCGAACUAGGAAUCAUGAUAGCGAACACAAAGCUUUUCUCAAAAUGGUGCUUGAUGUCAGAAAAAGAUUCGUGUACACUGAUGAAAAUACGAACCCUGGUCACGUGAGAGCUGCCCGAUCGGGCGGCAAGUACCCGCCAAAUACGAGUAUCAAGAUUCUAGUCCACCACGCGCACUCCGAUGAACCAUUCACCUUUACGUCUGAUGUUGAAUCGACUGUUGAACAUGUGAUAUUAACUGUAGUAUGUUCUCUUGAUGAGGAUAUUAGAGAAGAUAUGUCUGAAUAUAUGCUAAGGGUAUGGGGAGCGAAGGAAUAUUUAACGCCAGGAAGCUCCUUGCGGGAAUACGAUUAUAUCCGUGAAUGUGUUAGACUAGAGAAAGAUGUCACACUCUGUCUCACAGAGGGAAGAGACAACGCGCUAGCGAGGACAGAGAGGGACGAUGCUAGAGAUAAUUAUUUAAGUUUGGAUGAUUUAAUUCCGUGUCAAGGCGCCACGCCAUUGUUAUCAUUUGAUAAUUUGUCUAUAUUACUUGAAACUCUAGAAGGCGAGUUCUCUCGAGCAAUAGGUGUAACGGGAGCCGAAGGAACAUGCUCUCCGAAAGCCGUAUUCCAAGCGGUUAAGGCUAUUUGUGCGCUGGCGGGCGGAGUGGAGACCUUACACGUCACACACACCCUCAACGCUUUCGCUCAAACGUGUACUACACAUGGCGGCAACGCGGUGACGCCGGAGAUCGGCGCGGACGCGGGCCCGUACUGCGGCGUGGCGCUGCGCGGCGCCACGCGGCGCGAGGCGGUGGCGGCGCAGUGCGCGCGCCUGCGGGACGCCGUGCGCGCGCUGCUGGCGCUGUACUGCCGGACGCGCCUGCUCGACUUCCAGCUCACCGACACGCACUACUGCGCGCCCGCCAACCUCACCAAAGCAAUCCCAGCACAUACGAUAGCAGAAUCAACUCUAUUCUGUAUAGAAGCGGUCCACUGUCUUCCACUUUGCUGGAACCAUGACGACUACCUGUUCCACACACAAGUGUACUACGGAACACGAGCCCUCAACUCUCUGCGCGUCACCCAUCCCUCCAAAAUCGAGUGCGCCUCCUUUUAUCCCAGGAUAAUAUUUGAUACUUGGCUAAACCUCGAAGAUUUACCAAUCAACAUAUUACCACGAGAGUCUCGCUUAGUAUUCACUUUAUAUGGACGGUCACAACGCACCGUUGAUAAUCAACAGCACCCGAACCAGACAGACAACAACCAACAAAGCGGACAGGAAGACGAAGAAAAUAAUGAUGUUCAAUAUGAGCUGGUCGAGUUGGGAUGGGCGGCGAUACAGCUCUUUGAUUAUGACGGAAUGUUAGCGUCGGGCAACUAUGUGUUACCGAUAUGGCCGACAUAUUGCGACCGUCGCAUCGGGCCUGCACCACAUCCUACGCACUCUCCAACAACCCCACACCCUGUAGUUAACAUUGAGAUUCCCCUAUAUGCCCACACCGGUGUGAGAUGGGUGGAAAGCGAAGACAGCAAGCAGGGAAGACUCACACAUAACGACCUACCAAAGUUCGAUAGUCUGGACGGACAUACGCAGUCACAGCUGUUACAUCUUAUUGAACAAGGCGCUUACCAGAGGGUGCCCACCGACUGUAGGGAGAUAAUGUGGGAGAAACGACAAUACCUAGUAGAGUUGCCCGGUGCACUGCCACUGAUCCUGCUGGCGGCCACCAACUGGUACGGGGAGCAUCGAGACCAGUUGCUCGCCUUACUGCGAUUGUGGGAAAAACCUUCACCGUUAAAUGCUAUGCACUUAUUGUUGCCUUGCUUCCCUGAUAUAGUGGUACGGCGGACGGCGACUAAACUGAUCAAUGGUAUGCCAGACGACGAGCUGUGCCGCAUCAUGCCGCAACUAAUGCAAGCUCUGCGGUACGAGACGUAUGAAGCUAGUCCUGUUGCCGAGCUGCUAUUAUACCGUGCCCUCGCUUCCCCUGCUGUGGCUCAUAGACUGUUUUGGUUAUUAGUACAUUCUCUACCCAAUAUACCUCAGGCGCCCAACCAGGAAUUUCUCGGAAUAACCCUGGAGGAGAGCGGGGGCGACGUGGCCACGGACGACAGCGGCAUGACGUGCGCGUGGCGCUACCGCCUGCUGCUGCGCGCGCUGCUGGCCGUGGUCGGCGAGGCUCUGCAGCACACUCUGCUGCGGCAACAACUCCUCGUCAAGACGUUAUCAGAAAUGGCGCAAUCGGUGAAGGACGCGAAGGAGGCCGUUCGCCAGCGCGCCCUGACCGCGGGCAGCACGAGGUUAGCUUCGCUGCUGCGGCACGAGCCGGCCGCGCUGCCGCUCGCGCUGCACAAGUACGUGCACGACGUGGACAUCAAAUCCUGUAUGUACUUCGCUUCAAAUACUCUUCCACUCAAGAUCAACUUUAUUGGUAGUGAUAAUGCAGUUAUUCCUGCUAUGUUCAAGGUCGGUGACGACUUACGUCAAGACUCUUUAGUAUUGCAAGUGAUUAAAGUGAUGGACAGUCUAUGGUUAAAGGCGGAGCUUGAUCUACGGAUAGUAACCUUCCAAGCGUUACCUACAAGCGAUAAGAGGGGCAUGAUUGAAAUAGUGUCAGAAGCGGAAACACUUCGAGCCAUACAGACUGAGUGGGGUCUCACAGGAUCUUUCAAAGAUAAGCCUAUAGCUGAAUGGCUAGCGAAGCACAACCCUUCUGAACUCGAAUACCAAAGGGCAAGGGAUAAUUUCACUGCUUCAUGUGCGGGAUACAGCGUAGCAACAUAUUUACUGGGUAUCUGCGAUCGACACAACGACAAUAUCAUGUUGAAAACAUCCGGACAUCUGUUCCAUAUCGACUUUGGCAAGUUCCUCGGAGAUGCGCAGAUGUUUGGCAAUUUUAAAAGAGACCGCGCGCCGUUCGUGUUAACCCACGACAUGGUAUAUGUCAUCAAUGGCGGAGAACGUCCCACACAACGGUUCCAGCAUUUUGUUGAGCUCUGCUGUAUGGCCUUCAAUAUUGUACGAGCUCAUCACGAUCAUAUACUUGAUCUGUUCGCAUUGAUGGCGAUGUCGGGCGUGAGCGGCGUGAGCAGCGCGGCCGUGAGCUACGUGCGCAAGGCGCUGCUGCCCGGCGCCACCAACGCAGAGGCCGCCGCCGCCUUCGCGCGGCUCAUACAUUCCUCGCUCAAGAGCAAGUUCACGCCCAUCAACUUCUUCAUUCACAAUUUAGCGCAACUCCGUGCAAGCGGCGACCAGAGCAGUAACACUUCAGAGCUACUAUCGUUUAUGCCCCGCACAUACACAAUGGCCCAGGAAGGUCGUCUGCUGAGCGUAGAAUGUCUCGGCUACGAAAAGCGCUACGAUCCUGAAAAGCACUACGUAUACGCGCUACGCAUAUUCAGACAAGGCCAGACUACGCCCAUUGUGUUGUAUCGUUCGUACAAACACUUCACUGAGCUGUAUCAGAAGAUUUGUCUCCACUUCCCAUUAGCUAAAGUUCACAGGCCUUACGAUGUUUGUGAUUGA
Molecule: messenger RNA, 4788 nt
Organism: Arctia plantaginis
Lineage: Eukaryota; Metazoa; Arthropoda; Insecta; Lepidoptera; Erebidae
Source: the annotation of a GenBank genome assembly